This is a messenger RNA of Danio aesculapii, 5163 nucleotides long. RefSeq names its product F-box and WD repeat domain containing 5 (gene fbxw5). Lineage: Eukaryota; Metazoa; Chordata; Actinopteri; Cypriniformes; Danionidae. Gene Ontology annotation, cellular component: SCF ubiquitin ligase complex; Cul4-RING E3 ubiquitin ligase complex. Gene Ontology annotation, molecular function: protein binding. Gene Ontology annotation, biological process: protein ubiquitination. The transcript has 10 exons. Bases 143 to 1936 code for a protein of 597 amino acids. The record is from RefSeq and is a predicted model, not a curated record.
AUUCUAGCUCCUGUUUGCAUCGGCGAUCGAUUGUUGUUGACUGGGGAUUGAGCUAGUCGUUUAACCAAAGCUGAAAGAAACUGAUGAUAAAUUAUAACUGGCUCUUUAUACCACUAGUUGUGGCCUUUGGCAGGAUGUUAGAAUGGCAAGUGGCCCUGGCUUGCCGGACAGUCUGGUGCUGGAAAUCUUCCUGCAUCUCCCUCAUAAGGCAGUGUUGAGUGCUGGACUCACUUGCUGUCAGUGGUUUGCAGUGUCUCGGGAUGAGUUCCUCUGGAAGGAGCUCUUCUACAGCUACUAUCGCAUCCCACGCACUGUGCCUCGGCACCCAGCGGCUGUGUCGUGGUACAGGGAGUUCAAGAGGCUGUAUGACUGCAUCCCCUGUGUAGAGGUUCAGACUUUAAAGGAGCAUCAUGAUCAGGUCCUGCAUUUGGCCUUCUCUCACCGUGGCCAUCGCUUCUCCUCCUGUUCCAAAGACUGCACUGUUAAGCUUUGGAACACCGAGCAGUCCGAUGGCACCAUCUCUUUGGUUCACAGCUGCAGCAUGCGACAGUAUAACUGGGGCUACACUCAGUUCUCUCAGUUUAACGCUGAUGACACACUCCUGCUGGUGUCAGGGGUCUACCUGGGCCCACAUCACUCCUCUGCUGGAGAGAUUGCAGUCUUCAGUUUGGACAACUACACUCUGCUGUCCCGUGUGAGAAAUAAGCCCUAUGAUGUGUUUGGCUGCUGGCUGAAUGAGACUCACCUUAUUUCUGGUAACCUGCAUUGGAUUGGCAACAUGACUUCCUGCUCGGUGCUCUGGCUCAACAAUGCCUUCCAGGGCAUUGAGUCAGAAAACGUGAACGUGGUGAAGCGUCUCUUUAAAAUCCAAAACAUAAAUGCCAGCACCAUCCGCACUGUAAUGGUGGCCCACUGCCGUCGACACGACUCCCCUGACCUUCUUUUGGACUAUGAAGCCCAGGCCCAGCGGACGCAGCAGCACCAGCCUCUCUUCUUUGAUCUGGGAAAUACAGACAGUGAAGAGGAGGGUGAAGAUGAUGCAGAAGAGGAGCGAGGAGAAAAAAGAAUUGCAGCACAUCUGCCCUCAUUGAAACCAUCUGGGCUUCAUCAUGUUUUACAUAGUUGUCAGAGCAUAGCCACUCGUGAGCGGGAGUUAGAGACGAAGGUGGCCAGGCUGAUGGGCAGCAGACGCACCAAAGCUCCGGAACUAAAUGUGGUGUCUCCCUCAUCUGUCGGAGAAGGAGAGGACAUGACCUAUCUGCUCUUCACCACUGGCAGCCUCACAUAUUCCCCUCACCAAAUAGGUAUCAAACGGAUUAUGCCUGAUCAAAUGACAACGUGUGGUCCUGUAUUGGGUGAGGAGCGCAGUUCUGAGGAAUUCUUUGACUCGCUGGAUCAUGUGAUUGACAUACACGGUCACAUCAUCGGCAUGGGUCUGUCACCUGACCAUAGGUACUUGUAUGUGAACAGUCGAGCAUGGCCAGCGGGCUGUGUGAUCUCCGACCCCAUGUCCCCUCCACCAAUCGCUGAGGAGAUUGAUCUGCAUGUGAUUGAUCUUAAGAGUCUGAGGGAGGAACGCCGCAGCCUUCGAGCUCACCGGGCCUUCACACCUAAUGAUGAGUGUUUCUUUAUCUUCCUCGACGUCAGCAGAGACUUUGUUGCCAGUGGUGCAGAGGACAAGCACGGUUACAUCUGGGACAGACACUACAAUAUCUGCCUAGCGCGCCUGCAACACGAUGACGUGGUCAACUCAGUGGCCUUCAGUCCAGCAGACCAGGAGCUGCUGCUUUCUGCCAGCGAUGACUCCACCAUCAAAGUGUGGCGGUCACCACGCAUGGUGCGCCUCAGCCAGGCCCCCCGACCCCCAUCCCGCGCUCACAAACUGCUUUCCUCCUUGCUCGGCCACAGAAGUAUUAACGUAAACGGUAAGCCCUGACCAUCACACUGGCGCAUUUAUAACAAAAACCUAGAGACUGACACUCCCUGAGCAGAGAAGGUCAUGCGUGAGGUCAAGAAUGGGAGGAUGGGGAGGAGGAAGACACUUAGUGGCACUACUAAAGAAUGUACUGUGAUCUACCAGAUCCCUGAAAGAUGAAUAGAGAAUCAGUUUUUUGUUUUAUUUAACGUCACCUCAAAUGGACAUGAAACAUGGAAGGUGAACUUCAAUAAGAUGUGACUUCAAGAGCAAAGAAACAAGAAUAUUAUAUGAUGAUAUAUUAUGGUUCGUUUUACAACUCCCCUAAUGUUAGACAGUUGAGUUUGAAUCCAUUCAGCCGAUUUCUGGGUCUUCUUAGUCGAUAUGGCUAUUCUCUCUCUAGGAACCUUGCGCUAAAGUUCCCAGCAAUAACUAUCGAGAAAAUAGCAACUUUUCAUUUUCUGUCAAUCUUAGUAAACAAUGAAAUUACAGAAAAUUCAAGCUUCAAAUAGGAAAAUUAUUGACAGUUUUUGAGCGAGAUGCUGACGGUCUAAUCUGAUUCAAUGUUCUAAGCUAAGCUAAACAUGCUCCUCGCCAGACCAGAGAUCAGCUGAAUAGAUUCAACAAUGGUAAUACUCUAGGGGAGCUGAAAAAUGAGCCAUAAUAUAAUAAAUUAAUAAUUUCCCCCAAAAAAGUAGAGCGUUGCUUUAAAGGGGAAGUGAAGCACAAGUUUACAUUAUUUUGUACAUUGGUUUCCACUUUAAUGAAAAUAUAUUAAACAAACUCGAUUAAUAAAACCAUUUAGCAGAAAACGGCAUGUUUUACUAUAGUUAUUAAACCUAGGCUGCCGCCAUCUUGGAAUAUCAUUGUGUCUGACGUCAUGGGGUUGGUUCCGUUCCCACAGCUGAACAGAUACAGUGGAAAUAAUGGACUGAACACGGAAACUGUAAAGCCUAAUUUAAUGCAAUGCGUGAAGUUGUGGAUGUGGAGCUGCUGCAAAUACAAACAUCAGAUGUGUGUCUAAUAUAAAAGUAUAUUUAUUCUAUUUUUACUCUUUUAAUUACUGAUCAUUUGAUGCGCUUUGAUCCAUUCUCUGUAUUCCGCUGCCUGUCUGGGUUUGAACAAUGUUGAGCGAUCGAGCUGAUCGACUUUAAGAGGGAAUAUGUCUUGAAAUAAUCCACAGAGAUGUGACUUAGUAAAGCGUGAAGGUAUGUAUCAUUUUAAUCAUUGCAUUAGUCUGAAAGUAAAUCCCCUCGUCAGGCAGCGCUGGAGCAGCAUGAGAGAGUGGACCACAGCGCAUCAAACGAAAGAUAUUAACAAUAGAAAAAUACACAACUUAAGACACUUAAAUGCUUGUAUUUGUUGUAUUUGCACCAGCUCUGUGAUGCCCGUCCACAACUUCAUGCAUUGGGUUAAAUUAGGCUGUCCAGUCUCUGUGUACAAUCAUGGUUGAAACCCAGACAGGCAGUCAGGCAUUGUAAUACAGAGAAUAGAGCAAAGCGCAUCAAAUGAUCAGUAAUUUAAAGUGAAAAAAAUAAUAAAUAUAUAUACUUUUAUAUUAGACACACAUCUGAUGCUUGUAUUUUUGCAGCAGCUCCACAUUCACAACUUCACCCAUUGCGUUAAAUUAGGCUUUACAGUCUCCGUGUUCAGUCCAUUACUUUCACUGCAUCUGUUCAGCUGAGGGAACAGAACUAACCCCGUGACGUCAGACAGCAACAUUCCAAGAAGGCGGUACCCUAGGUGUAAAAUCUAUAGUAAAACAUGCCGUUUUCUGCUAAAUGGUUACAUCGAGUUUGUUUAAUAUAUUUUCAUUAAAAAGGAAUCCAGUGUACAAAAUAAUGUAAACUUGACUGAGUGCUUCAUUUCCCCUUUAAGUUUAUUUUCACACAUGUGUGCAGUUGUUAAAACUAGUUAACUGUUUUGGUUGCGUGAGCAUGUCUGCACAUUUUUAAAGUUUUUUUUUUCCUCAGCACCUUGUGUAAUAGGUGUUACUAAAAUACUUGAUGGUCUGAAGAACAAGAAUGUGAUCAAAUCAUUUAAAUAUUCACUAAUGGGAAAACAAAACUACAGAGGAACAAUGAUGGGUCAUUUGUGUUGAUCUUUGGUUCAGUUUGACAGGCUACAGAAUGACAAUGCAAGUGUUUACAUCUGAGGUUCUCCAUCUAUGCCUUUAUUAAUAAAAUCAGUUGUGUAUUUUGGCAUACAGGUGUUAUAUUGAAAAUUCCAAAGACAGUAAAAGCCUUCUUGUUGAACGUUCAGUGCUUUAUACAAUCAUUCUGUUUUAACAAUGCACCAUUGCUACACUUCUGUUAUGGUGGCAGGUUUAUUUUUAUAAUUAAAGGGAUAGUUCAGCCAAUUGUCAUUUAUUUUCCCUCGUGUGGUUUUAAACCAUUGUGUUGAACACAAAAGAAGAAAGUUCAACUGAAAGAAUAGGUUUUGAAAAAGUGAAGGGUAACAAUUUUUGCAGAUUGAAUUGUCAAAAUGACCAAAUACCAGAAGAAAAGCUCUGGUUGACUGCACACUAUUACCUUCUCCAUGAUCAAUUUUAUACAACUUAAUGUCUCUGACUGUUACUGAACGCAAAAUAUCAGGAUGUUUUGCUACACCCAGAGGCAUGUUUAAAAGGAUAGUUCACCAAAAAUUUUAAUUAACCCACUAUUUAAUCCAAGAAAGCUGAAAACCUGUAACCAUUGAUUUUUGUAGUAGGAAAAACCGAUACUAUGGAAGUCGAUGGUUACAGGUUUCCAGCUUUCUUCAAAACAUCUUCUUUUGUGUUCAACAGUAGGAAAAAUGGAGCUACUAAAGGGUAAGUAAUGGCAAAAUUGAACGUUUUGGGUGAACUAACCCUUUAACUCACACUUUACCAGUCGUAAAUAUUCAGCAAAGGUGCUCGUUUGUUAUUAUCUCUGAUGUCAUGAAAUGCACCCCCUAUACAUAAAGCUCAUCUGUAAACUGGUCAAUCUGUUACUCGUGUGUAAGUGUGUUUGUGUGAUGGCUUAUUGUUGGUUUCAUUUUGAUUCCUUAAGUUAUGUCUGAUCUCUUGGAACAAUUCAGUUUGUGUUUAGUUUCCUGCAUUUGUCUGUGCGGUCGUAAGUACAUCCGUUUUGCUUUAAUGGACCUGGUUCUCUGAGCUUGUGAAUCUGAUUUUCCCAGCCGACCUUUGCUUGUUCGCCAUCGUUAGAUUUUGUAGAAUUGUGAAAUGUGUAAAAUUGAUUUGAUCUAUUAAACGUUUUUCUUUUAUCAGA